GGUUUUCAAAGAAACAGGAUUGACGUGAGAACAAAACAAAAUCCAAAAUACUAUCCGGAUGGAGGAAGCGGCGGAACAGCGGAGUCCGAUUCGAGUGGAUAUCGAAUACUGCAAUGUGUGCAACUCCAAACCGCAAUGUCUCGAGCUAAGUCGCCUGAUCGAGGAUCGUGUACCGGAAGCCGAGGUGACGUGCCGAAUUGGCCGGCGCGGUUCUUUCGAAGUCCAAAUCAAUGAAACCUUGGUCCAUUCGAAGUUAAGCUCGCUAGCAUUUCCGGACUAUGCUGAGGUAGUUUCGAACGUUGUCGCCGCCAAAGAUGGCCUCCCUGUAAAGAAAGUCAAGGAACAGCCAAUCACCGAUUGCGUUGUCCAGUGA
Messenger RNA from Topomyia yanbarensis, 373 nucleotides. RefSeq names its product migration and invasion enhancer 1. The coding region runs from base 59 to 373 and encodes 104 amino acids. The transcript is spliced from 2 exons. Lineage: Eukaryota; Metazoa; Arthropoda; Insecta; Diptera; Culicidae. Gene Ontology annotation, biological process: positive regulation of filopodium assembly; negative regulation of apoptotic process. The record is from RefSeq and is a predicted model, not a curated record.